AUUAUUACAAAAGGGAGUCGGAGUACGCUAAGCGACGGACGGCUUGGCGGUGGUCCCGAAUUUAAUAUCAUUAAAAUUGUAUUUUGUUACAUUUUCAAUAAUUAUUAAAAGCGAUAUAAUUGUAGAGGAGGUGCGUGGCGGUGUUGAAGAGCAAACCAGCCGUGUCUGCGUUGUGUUCGCGACGCUGGCGACCGGUCGCCGCGCGGCCCGAGUGCCGCUGCCGUGCCGAGAAGUCUCCUUAUCGAUUUUCUCAAUGCUGCAUUAAAUUACUAUAUAAAUCGUGAAUGCGGACUGCAAACUUCGACGCGAACAAUAUGCGAUACGCUUAAACGUCGCACAAACGCAUGUACAUUUAAUAGUUCAUAUUAUAUAGUGGGGCCUAAACUAAUUCGUACAAAUUAAAUAUAGCUUAGGUUAUAGUGUGAUGCGGUGAGCGCGGUGAAGGAAGCCGCGGAUACGAUUCGUAGGAUCGGUUAAAGUCCUCGCUGCCCAUGUCGAUGAUCACAUCGCCAUUGUUUUGGGAAUGGUUUAACAUUUGGCUAGUUGAAUUUCUGAAGGAUUUGUAUCAUGAAAUUAAAAUGGUUGCGCUAAGAGGUAAUGGGUUCGUAUCGCACGGCGGUCAGUCGGAGGUGGCGGGCAAUGGGGCGCAGAACGGCGGUGGCAUCGGGUCGGCGCGCGUGCAGGUGCAGUACAUGCCGGGGCCUAUCAAGCACGAGCCGCCGCGGUACCCGGCUUGCGCACCUUCCGCUGCCGCCUCCUCCGGCGCCACCUAUAGGCUGCUACCGCAGUCGACGCCAAACAGUUAUCCACGAGCUUCAACACCACACAGGUCGGAGUGCUACCAUCCGUCGGGCUCGACGGCCUCCGGCUUCUUGCCGGGGGCUCAGCCGACCAUAGGGCCCCAGCCGACCCUGCGCCCGCAGCCGACCCCGCAGCCGUCAGCGCCCCCCGCGCCCCCUGCGCCUGCUGCACAACAACUGGACAUGUCAAAGCCUGCCCUGGCAGGACACAACUACGUGCCACAACAAAGUCAGAGUCCGCAAUCGAGACCGCAGUAUUCAAACUUCUCGUACAGGGCGCAACAUGGAACACGGCCCAAUACACAUCCAAGACAACAACAGCCUUACAUUGGCGGUGCGGGUAACAACACAGCGGCGCCUGUCGUAUACCACCAUCCCACGCUGGUCUUCCAGCCACACAUGGGACUGCCACAAGGCUACCAGCAACCAAGGUCGUCCUCGUCAGGAUUUUACCAGUACGUAUCGCCGUAUUUGGGUUACGGCACUCCAACUGGUCACACACCACCAUAUUACUACCCGAACAACCAGCCUUUGGGUGGCAGCGGAGUGACUUCGAACAGCGCGCGCGCUGGGGCCCCACUAGUGGGCCCGCAGCCCACAGCUGCGGCCGCGCCAGCACCACUCCCCCAUGCGCCACCACCCCCCCACCUACACACCACCAUGCCUGGUGUACGACCUACACUCACAAAGCGUAGCCACAGAGUGCCUAUAAUCGAUCCUGUUACACAGCAAGAGGUACUGUCAGAGUUAUACAACAAUGAUACAUAUUUCGUACCGGGAGAAAUGAACGAGAGACAAACACCUCAACCGGAGGUGACGCCGACGCACACCAUCGCGGAAGAAUUUUCGAGACUGGUGAACGAAUCGAUAGCGAACCAACAGCCCAUGAACGAAGUUGCAAUGAAGCCACCUAUCGUCCCCAAGACGAUCGAAAUGCCCACCCCGCCUUUAUCAUUGUCCAUGCAAACACAAACGAACGUCAUAAACCCUAUUAAUAGUAAUUUAGUAAAGUCUGAUAUAAUAAAUUAUAAUGACAAUACAACUUUAGGAUCCGAAGUUGUUGCUAAUGUUGUUGAAACUCCAGUCGUUUCUGCAAUAUCUGACAGUCCCGUUAUAGUGCCUAAAAUUACUAACGUAAAGCAGCAAGUUCCAAAGACUGCGGAACAGAGUCAGAGCCCAGUGGAGACGAAGAGUCAACCGCAAGGGUACAAGCAAAAUAAGCAGAAGAAUAAGCCGACUGUGCCACAAGUCGAAGAAGCAUUAGAGAAAGCUGCACCCUUCGUGAUUGCGGCCGCGACUCCCGCCGCUCCCGCUGAACCCGCCGCCCCCGCCGUGGACGUCGCGGACCCUGUUGAGGUGCCCCCGCCGCCGGCAGACUCGCCCCCGGCCCCGGCCCCGGCCCCGGCCCCCGCUCCCACCCGUGCUACAGCUCGCGCACCCGCGCCCGCCCGCGCAACCACCCCCGCGCCCACCCCCGCGCCCGCCCCCGUGCCCACUUCUGCCCCUGCACCCGUGCGUGCACCCGCGCCCGCUCCAGCCCCCGCACAUUCCGUGAACUUCCUCCCCGCUUACGCAAUCCCCACCUUCCAGCCCCCAGCCCCCACUCCCUAUGUAGUCGUAGAACCCCCGCAGACCCGGAGUAGUGCUGCGACCAACCCCAUAACGCAGAUGUUACGCGAGCAAAGGGAUCGGAUCAAAACAGAAGAGGACUCGAAGCAGAAGGAACACGUUCAAGAAAAGGAGACGACGAAGCCUAACGGACCUACGUCACUAGUGCGUUCAGAACCCAUACCUGAAGUUGAACAUGAAAGUCAACUACAUAAAACGGAAACGAAAGUAGCAAAAAUAACAUCAACUCCGAAAGAAAUUCAUGUAACUGAAACAUCAAACAAACUGCCUACAUUACCAGAGUCUGCUGCAACAGAACAUAACAUUGACAAUAUUGAAAAGUCUGCUAAAGAAUUAACUGCCAAACCUAGACUAAGUGAGAAUAAAGAAACCUCCAGCGCAACAAAAGCUCAGCUGAAGCUUUCACAGAGCUUAGAUAAUACUGCAAGUGAUAACAUCAAACACAAAAUGAAGGAUAUUAAUCUUAAUAAUGAGUUGACAGAUUCUGCACCAUCAGCAGAUGCCAAUGAAAAUGAAGUGACAACAUUGAAGUCGGAAAAUGUUAAAGAAGAGAUAUACAAAAAUGAAAAGGUCACAAAUAACCCUAAGAAUGAUAAAUCUUCCAAUAACAUUGACAUAGAAGCAUCAAAAGAUAAUGAUGCUAAUGAUAAUGUUGAAAGUGAUUCAGACAAAGUAAGCAUGGAUCAAAAACAAGAUGCUCCAACGUCUGAUGAAGAGUCAAAGACAUCAACAGCUGAGGACAAUGAGAAAUCAGCCUCUGCUGCUCCAAAACUCAAAUACAAAUAUGACAAUGACCAAUGGUCACCAUUAAACCAGUCUGGCAAGAAGUGCUAUGACAUAGGACUAUUGAUGCAAAUUAAAGAUGAUCCCCUCUCAAAGACAAAGCCAAAUGCACCUAUGUUAGAAGUGUGCAAUAUAAUAAAGCCACAUCAAGAGCCGCAGCCCUUCAACCCAAUAUCCAGGCCUAUUAAUGAUUCCUUGUUCCCGAACUUUGCGAAGAACUCGAGUAUUGGUUCAAGGAGUAACACACCACGGGAUCCUAAGAAGGACGGCAGGAACUUAAGCGCCGGUGGUAAAGGAAGCAUGAAGCUUAACGUUUCACCUAGUGGUAGCACCCAUCAUAAAGCUGUGAUCCGUGUAUCACUGACUCGGGAGGAUGUAAAGCUUAACCAAUCUAAAGAUGCCUGGAAACCGACCAGAUUGAAGGCAGCUAGUCUAAGCGAAGAAGAAUUCAAAACACAGGAGUUGUAUAAGAAAUUCAGAGGUAUUCUGAACAAACUUACGCCGCAGAAGUUUGACACUCUAAUGGAGAAAGUAAAAACAUUGGAAAUAAACACUCAAAGCCGUUUAGAAGGUGUCAUUGAUUUAGUUUUUGAGAAGGCGAUCGAUGAGCCUAACUUUUCCGAGGCCUAUGCUAAUAUGUGCAAUAAACUUGCAUCAAUAAAGGUACCUGCUGAUAAUGGCUCCCCUGACAAAUAUGUUAAUUUCCGACUUCUCAUUAUUAGCAAGUGCCAGAAUCAAUUUGUCACAGCUAAGGUUGAUGAGAAUGUCUUGAAAAUGGAGAAAGAAAUGAAUGAAUGCACUGACCCUGUCAAAAAGAAGGAACUUCAAUUGCAGUUGGAUGAAGAAAAUAGAAAAUUAAGAAUGAGAUCUGUUGGAAAUGUCAGAUUUAUUGGUGAGCUGUAUAAAUUGAAAAUGUUGACUGCCAAGAUUAUGGUUUAUUGUAUGAAUUAUCUUGUAGACAAGUUAGAAGAGGAAAAACUUGAAUGUCUUUGCAAAUUGCUUACCACUAUUGGGGAACAGGUGGAAAACGAAGUGAAAGAGCAAUUGGAGCUUGUGUUCAAACAAAUGCAAGAGAUUGUUGACAAGAAAUCGAAUAAAAUAAGUAGUCGCGUGCGAUUCAUGAUAAAAGACGUGAUCGAGCUGCGCCAACGACGCUGGGUGGUAAAGAGCGUUGUCGACUCCCAGCCCAAGAUGAUGGACCAGAUUCAAAAGGAGGCUGAGCAACAACAGCGACAUAUUGAGUUGAUGAACUCCAUUCCAAUGGGCGGUGGUUACGGUCGCCGCGAGGAUGGCGGUCGUGGUAAACGCGGCGGUGAGGGCCGACGUCAGAAUAAUAACUCAUUCACGGAUAAUAACUGGAAAUCACCACGAAUAAAUACCGUUGACAUGUCCAAACUCAAAGCUGGCACACAAAAGAAUCUAAGCAAUAUCAAACUUGCGCCACAGCAUUCUGGAUGGAACCAUGGCUCGGGUACAAAGAAUACAUUACAGGCCAGCAGUAACUCAAUGAUUGGAAUCACCAAGAACAAAUUCAGCAUGCUUGAGAACUCAUCCACUGAUCCUACAUUGCUCAGAGCAAAUCCUGAUUUAUCUACGAGCUACACAAAAGGAGCUUCCAUUGAGAGGUCAACAUUUAACUCCCGAGGUGACUUUAAUAUGAGCAGCGGCAGUCGUGCCCGACUAACCCCCGAAGCGGCUCCUCGCCCGGUCGCCAGUGCUCCUAGCCCUCAGGUGGCGGAGCCCCCGCCGGUCGCAGAGCCCGCGCAAGAACCCUUGUCUGAAGAGAAGAAGAGAUCCGUCAGGUCCAUGGUCGGACUUAGUCUCAACUUUGACAAUGAUGAGGUUGUUCUUGAAAUACAACAGCGCUUCCCGAUCCAGUACCAUGUGGCACUCGUAACAGAAAUCGUCAAUAUCGUACUAGAAAAAUCAGCAAAAGAUAUUGACACAGUGGCGAAGACGAUUCUACAUAUUGUCAACUUGAAUGUAUUGUCUGCGAGCCACUUCCUCGCUGGCAUUUCUGAGAUAUUUGAGUUUGGGCCCGACCUGUACAUUGACAUACCCAUGCUUUAUGUCUAUCUUAGUAAAUUUAUGACGCCUCUCAUUGAAAAUAAGCAUGUUACAUUUGCUCAAGUAUUUAAACUUUGCGAAAAGUCAAUAAUACCCGCAGAUCAUGGUCAUCUGAUAUUGAAAGCUAUUAUAAAUAGCCUUAAGGAGAGCAUGGGAGUGUCAUUUGUUAAGACCAAAUGGCAGGAGUCUGGAUUGGAGUUCAAGCAAUGGAUGAAUGAGGAUCAAGUGCCUAAAUGGUUAGAAGAUAAUAAAUUAGAGUAUCUUGUGAAGGACAUACCGUCUGAGGAAUCAAAGAUGAUACUGACCCCCGCUGAAGUUGAGAGUAAACUCUUACAGCUCAUGAACGCUGACGAGACUUGCGACUGUGUGCGCGGUUGGAUCCAGGACAAUGUGGGCGCGUCCCGUGAGGAAGAGUGGAUGACACGCGCGCUGAUGGCCGCGGUGUGCUCGCACGCGCUGCUCGGGGGCGAAGGCGCACGUCGGCUGUCCCGUGACCGCAUGCACAAGUACGCCCCGCUGCUGCACGAGCUGGCCGCGCGCAGCGAACUGGACUGUCUGCUGGCUGUGCAGCGUCUUGUGCACCGUCUUGAACAUCCGCAAGGAUUAACAUUGGACAUAUUCCAAUAUCUGCAUGAACAAUACAUCAUCUCUGUAGAAGGAUUCAUUACGUGGGAAACAAGUGAAAAGGAACCAGAGGGAAAAGCGGUGAUGCUGAAGGCGCUGACUUCAUUCUUCACCAACAUCCGAGAGGCGGACAACGAGGACACUUGCAGCGAGGAAUGACGACUGCAGCCGCCGCCGCCCCCCGCGCCGGCCUCCCCCACAAUUACCUUCUACUAUAUUUUUUUAUACUAAAGUACUAACAUAGUUUAAUAAAUAUAGUGGAAUGUGGCGACGACUGACUGGCGACAGUGCACGCAAUGCCACCGCUUGAUUGUAUGAAUGUGUUAUGAAUAACAAAGUUUAAAAUUAUAUAAAAAAAAAAUAGAAAAAAAAGAUAGAUUAAGUGGGAGAGUGAGACGUGGUAUAGGAGAUGUGGAGCGAGGUGAGAUGUAUGUAUGAGUGUGGGGAGAGCCCGAGCUCUGCUGCCACAGAUCUACUAUUAUAAUUUUAAAAGAAUCGAUGCUGUUGCGGAUCGGUUAUAUAUAAACUAAUGCUUGAUUUAGAGAAAGGUGUGUUAUCCUUACACGCCUCAGGUAAGUACCUUUGUUUAUGUGUUUUUUUUUGUAAUUUACCAUUUGAAUCCAUUUUUUUUUUGUUUUGUUCCCCAAACUUAUUAAAUUCUCAAUUAGGAAAAUUAAUGACAUGUAAACGA
Molecule: messenger RNA, 6594 nt
Organism: Papilio machaon (common yellow swallowtail)
Lineage: Eukaryota; Metazoa; Arthropoda; Insecta; Lepidoptera; Papilionidae
Product: eukaryotic translation initiation factor 4 gamma 1
Exons: 30
Coding region: 492-6062 (1856 amino acids)
Cellular component (GO): eukaryotic translation initiation factor 4F complex
Molecular function (GO): protein binding; translation initiation factor activity; mRNA binding
Source: RefSeq, a predicted model, not a curated record